Molecule: messenger RNA, 840 nt
Organism: Lachancea fermentati
Lineage: Eukaryota; Fungi; Ascomycota; Saccharomycetes; Saccharomycetales; Saccharomycetaceae
Source: the annotation of a GenBank genome assembly
AUGUCUUCUAACAGAGAACAAGUUUUUCCAACGCGUAUGACGCUUGGUCUGAUGAAGAACAAGUUGAAAGGUGCCAACCAAGGUCACUCUCUGUUGAAGCGUAAGUCAGAAGCAUUGACUAAGAGAUUUCGUGACAUCACCAGAAGAAUCGAUGAUGCUAAGCAAAAAAUGGGUCGUGUUAUGCAGACUGCCGCUUUCUCCUUAGCAGAAGUCACUUAUGCAACCGGUGAGAAUAUCGGCUACCAAGUGCAAGAGAGUGUCUCUCACGCCAGAUUCAAGGUCAAGGCACGUCAAGAAAACGUCAGCGGUGUGUAUUUGCCUCAAUUCGAGAGCUUCAUUGAGUCUGAGAUAAACGACUUCAAAUUAACUGGUCUUGGUCGUGGUGGUCAACAAGUCCAGCGCGCAAAGGAAAUAUACUCCAAAGCAGUGGAAACUCUUGUAGAAUUAGCAUCAUUGCAAACUGCGUUCAUUAUUUUGGAUGAAGUCAUCAAGGUGACUAACAGAAGAGUCAAUGCCAUUGAGCAUGUUAUCAUUCCAAGAACUGAAAACACUAUUGCCUACAUUAACAGUGAAUUGGAUGAAUUGGAUAGAGAAGAGUUUUAUAGAUUGAAGAAAGUUCAAGAGAAAAAGCAGCAACAGACUGCUGAGCUUGACGCCCAGAUGAAACAAAAGAGACUCGAAGAAGAGGAAGCAAAGAAGGAUGAAGACGCUCAACAAGCUUCGAAAGGCGAAGACACCAAAGAGAGCUCCAAAGAGCAGACAGCGUCCACAGUAGAAGAGCAGAAAGCUGAGGAUACUGCUGAUUUGCUUGCAGAUCAAGAGGAGGAUGUUAUUUUCUAA